Messenger RNA from Callithrix jacchus (white-tufted-ear marmoset), 777 nucleotides. Lineage: Eukaryota; Metazoa; Chordata; Mammalia; Primates; Cebidae. The record is from RefSeq and is a predicted model, not a curated record.
AUGGAAGAGGUUCCGCUGGGGUCUGCUCGGAGGAGUCGCGCUGGGGAAAGCGAGUGGAGGUGCUCCUUGACGAAACUGGGGAAUCCCGGAUCUCAGGGCUUCUGGUCCAACUUCGCCAAAGGCCUAGCCCGGGGUUCCCGGCCCUUGGCCCCACCCAGUAGCGCCCGGCCCCCCCCCAGACCUGGCACUCGCCCUCAACGAACAUGGCGCCGACGGCCUCAGUACGUCAAGGGACACGACCGCGGUCCCCUUCUUGCGCUUCUAUUAAUCGCCGCAGCCGGAAGCCGAGCGGCAGAGCCGGCAGCCUGGCUUCCAGGUCGGCGGUGGCCUGCGCGGCUGGUGUGUGGCUUUGGCUGGCGCUGCAGGGCGGGAUGCUGUAAACCCGGGAGAGCCCGUCGCGGGAGCGCAAGGAGCUGGACGGACUCUGGAGCUUCCGCGCCUACUUCUCCGACGACCGGCGCCGGGGCUUCUAGGAGCAGUGGUAGCGGCCGCUGCUGCGUUUUUGAGACCGGGCUUGGCCCUGUCGCCCAGGCUGGAGCGCAGUGGCGCAAUCCUAACUUGGCCCUCGAGAAGGCGGCGGCGGCGACGGCGGCGGCCCUCGAGAAGUUGUCGUCGGGGGCGGCGGCCCGGGCCAGCCCGGCCCGGCCACAGGGAAAUCAGCGGCGGCGACGGCGGCCCCAGCCCGGCAGGAGGGAAGUCGGUGUAGUCGGUGUAGGCGGCUGCGGCGGCGCGGUCAGAGCGAGUUUCUUUGGAGAAGCCGUGGUGGCUUCAACGUGA